Trichoderma reesei QM6a is the source of this 733-nucleotide messenger RNA. RefSeq lists its product as uncharacterized. Gene Ontology annotation, molecular function: structural constituent of ribosome. Gene Ontology annotation, cellular component: ribosome. Gene Ontology annotation, biological process: translation. The record is from RefSeq and is a predicted model, not a curated record. Bases 1 to 435 code for a protein of 144 amino acids. The transcript has 3 exons. Lineage: Eukaryota; Fungi; Ascomycota; Sordariomycetes; Hypocreales; Hypocreaceae.
AUGGGUCGCGUUCGUACCAAGACCGUCAAGAAGUCCGCCAAGGUCAUCAUUGAGCGGUACUACCCCCGCCUGACCCUCGACUUCGAGACCAACAAGCGCAUCUGCGAUGAGAUUGCCAUCAUUGCUUCCAAGCGCCUGCGCAACAAGAUUGCCGGUUACACCACCCACUUGAUGAAGCGCAUUCAGCGAGGACCCGUCCGUGGUAUCUCCUUCAAGCUUCAGGAAGAGGAGCGUGAGCGCAAGGACCAGUUCGUCCCCGAGGUCUCCGCUCUCGACUUCUCCGAGGCUGGCCAGCUGGACGUCGACAACGAGACCAAGGACCUGCUCAAGCACCUCGGCUUCGACUCCAUCCCCACCAACGUCAUCCCCGUCUCCCAGGCUCAGGCUCCCGAGCGUGGCCAGCGACGAUUCGGCGACCGCCCUCGCCGCGACUAAAAAGCUUUUUCACUUUUUUUUGUGGGAUAUUGGGUCUCUGGUUUUGCAACAUUUUGCAGGUUGGCGUCUCAGGAUGGUAGUGAGUGCAUAGAUCUCGCACAAAAAGAAAGAUCUUCUACCCACAAGGUGUCGCCGAUUCUCUGAUUAAUUUCGAGAUGACGCUUGAUUGCCAAGAACCGUCCCUUCUCAUCACGCUUUUGUGUGCAUGUGACUGAAUGCAGGGGCUUGCAUUGAGCUGGAUUUGCGCUCCGCUCUCACCCGAUUUACCCAACAAAUCGGUUGAAAUGGGUUGACGAGG